UCUGCGAGGGAGGCCAGGGGUCACGGGCCUACUGGGCCGCUGCUCACGGGAAGCGCUUUGCAGCCCUUUCCGCCGCCGGUGGCGGCGGCGGCGGCGGGAAAAUGGGAGACCCAGGGUCGGAGAUAAUGGAAUGUGUCCCUCCAGCUGGGCCUGAGGCGUCCGAGUCAACACCGGAGGAAAAUGAAGAUGGCAUUCAGUUUGCUAGUGAAGGACCAUCAAGACCUGUUCUUGAAUACAUUGAUCUGGUCUGUGGUGAUGAUAAAGAGCGUAGCACCUAUCAUAGUGAUAUUUUGUUCCCUAAAAUGCCAAAACGACAGGGUGAUUUAUUGCAUUUUUUAAAUGCGAAGAAAGUGAAAACAGACACAGAAAGUAGCAAUAGGAAGAAAAACUAUUGUGUAUUGUCUAAGUCUAAGGAAUCAAAUUUCAAAUAUGUUGAACAACCAAUCAUUGAAGAAAAGCCAUCAUGUUCAUCAAAGGAAGAAAUGGAUAAUCUUGUGCUUCCAGAUUGUUGGAAUGAAAAACAAGCACUUAUGUUUACAGAACAGUACAAAUGGCUUGAAAUAAAAGAAGGUAAAUUAGGAUGUAAGGAUUGCUCAAAAGUUCGGCAUUUGGGAUUGAAAGCAGAAAAGCAUGUCCAUGUGUCCGAGGAGUGGAUUGUAUAUUUAGUAACCCCUAACGGUAGUAAUAAAACUACUAGACAAGCUUCUCUGCGAAAAAAAAUUAGGGAACAUGAUGUUUCUAAAGCCCAUGGUAAAAUUCAGGAUUUGUUAAAGGAAUCAAUUAAUGACUCUGUUUCUAAUUUAGUGCAUAAACAAAAUAAUAAAAAUAUUGAUGCCACUGUGAAAGUUUUUAAUACUGUUUAUAGUUUAAUAAAACAUAAUAGACCUUUAUCUGAUAUUGAAGGGGCAAUAGAAUUACAAGAGAAAAAUGGAGAGGUCAAUUGUUUAAAUACACGAUACAGUGCAACAAGAAUAGCAGAGCAUAUUGCAAAAGAAAUGAAGAUGACGAUAUUUAAGAAUAUUAUAGAAGAAAAUGCCAAAAUCUGUAUUAUAAUUGAUGAGGCAUCCACAGUUUCAAAGAAAAGGACCCUCAUGAUUUAUCUCCAGUGCACAGUUCAGUCGACUCCUGCACCUAUUAUGUUAUUUGUUGCUUUAAAAGAACUGGCGUCAACCACAGCAGAGUGUAUUUUCAAUACAUUAUUGAGUACUUUAAAUGAUUGUGGUUUCACGAAUGAAUAUUUGAAAGCAAAUUUAAUUGCAUUUUGUUCUGAUGGUGCUAAUACAGUGCUGGGAAGAAAGUCUGGAGUAGCUACAAAGUUGCUAGAAAAUUUUCCUGAAAUCAUUAUUUGGAACUGUUUAAACCAUCGAUUGCACUUGUCCCUUGAUGAUUCAAUAUCUGAAAUAAAACAGGUGAAUCAUUUAAAAAUAUUUCUCAACAAAAUUUAUUCUAAUUAUCAUCAAUCUAAUAAAAGUCAAAACAAGCUUUUAGAAAAUGUAGCUAAAGAUCUUGAAAUUGAAAUUGUUAAAAUUGGCCGAAUAAUGGGACCAAGAUGGGCGGCAUGUAGUUUACAAGCUGCUACUGCUGUAUGGUGUGCACAUCCUGUAUUAUAUAUGCAUUUUUCUCAUUCUCAUUCUGGUUUGGCAAAGAGAUUAUCUAACAUUAAUUUCUUGCAAGACCUUGCUUUAAUGAUUGACAUUCUUGAAGAAUUUUCACUACUUUCAACUGCAUUACAGUCAAGCUCAACUAACAUUCAGAAAGCACAAAAAUUGAUCAAACGCACCAUAAAAUCCUUGGAAAAUUUUAAAAUUGGUUCUGGAAAGCAUGAAUCUCAAAUUGAAGGUUUGAUUAAGUCAGAUAAGUUUAAAGAUAUUCCAUUUAAAAAAAAUAAUAAAUUUAAUGCCCUUCCUAGGAACAUGUUACUAGAAAAUAUAAUUCAACACAUGAACUUACGUCUUUUAUCUGACAGGAAACAUGAUGAAAGUAUUUUUAAUUAUUUUAAUUUGCUAGAACCUUCUACAUGGCCUUAUGAAGAAAUAACUUCACCAUGGAUAACUGGUGAAAAAUUAUUUCAUUUGUGUGAAAUUUUAAAAUUCGAAAUUGAUUUGAAUGAUUUUCGGGAAUUUGUAAAUAAUAAUGUAAAGUCAAACAAUGUUUCAAUUCCUACAACCGUACAAAAAGCUAAAAAGAUAGUUAGCACCAUUGCAGUCAAUAGUGCUGAAGCUGAAAGAGGUUUCAAUGUAAUGAACAUAAUUUGUACAAGGGUGAGAAAUAGUUUAACAGUAGGUCAUAUAUCAGAUUUAAUGACAAUAAGUUUGUUGGGAAAAGAGUUAGCUGAUUGGGAUGCAACUCCCUUUGUAAAAUCCUGGUCAAAUUGCAACAGGUUAGCUACAGAUACAAGAGUUCGGCAAAAGUCAACAAAAGCCUAUGAGAAUCAGUUGGCUAUAUGGAACGUACAAUAAAGAGUAUUGUGUGGGAAUUCCCUGGUUAGGUCUUGGCGCUUUCACUGCCGUGGCCUGGGUUCAAUUCCUGGUCCAGGAACUAAGAUCCUGCAAGCCGCGUGGCGCGGCCAAAGAGAAAAGAGUAUUGUGUAUGAUUUUAUCAUUUAUAAAUUGUAUGCUGCACAUCUUUUAUAUACAUACAUUUUUAUUUCAAAAGCCAUUUGUUAAACUUUAUUCAGCACGUUGCUGUUUAAAAGACAUUCUCCAAAGAGAUAAAAUUGAUUGUUUUUAGGAGCAAUGGGUUUUUAGAGGUUGGUCCAUGUCUACUAGAGUGGGCCAAAUACAUAUUUCAGGGAAUCCUAUACAGAACAUCCAACAAUUCCAUUUUUGCUUUGUUUUAUUUUUUGUGAGGAUACGAAAGUGUAAUAUAACCCAGAUAACUUCUAAGCCCUGGAAGUUAUAUCAAAUAAAAGAGAAAUGGAAUAAAAACUGCAAGCCUUGUGACUUUUGUCUUUCUCAUUUCCAUAUCUGCACUAUCUAAUAUGGUAACCACUAGCAACAUGUGGCUAUUAAGCGUUUGAAAUGAGUUCAGUAGGACUAAGAAAGUAAAUUUUUAAAUUAAUUUUAAUUAAACAUAAAAAAGCAGUGUGAAAUAUUUUUGUUGAACUCGGCUUAUUUUUUUAAAAAUACAUUUAACUUUGUUAUCUUGCUUAAGGUGUGAUUGUUGGAGUGUGCUUGUCAGACACCAUGUGCUAUGUCUGGUAUUACAUAUAAACAUCACUGAUUGAGUUGGUGUUGGAUUCAGUGUAAAUUAUUUUUUCCUAUGAAUCAAUGUAACGUAGUGUAUUUAUCUGAAUAUUUUAUGCUGACAACAGGAAUUACAGUGAUUACUUCUGUAAAUAAUUGGUAAUUGAUAUACUUGUUUUACUUAU
Balaenoptera musculus (blue whale) is the source of this 3370-nucleotide messenger RNA. Its product is annotated as KIAA1586 ortholog. The record is from RefSeq and is a predicted model, not a curated record. NCBI's taxonomy places the organism in Eukaryota, Metazoa, Chordata, Mammalia, Artiodactyla, Balaenopteridae. Gene Ontology annotation, biological process: protein sumoylation. Gene Ontology annotation, molecular function: SUMO ligase activity.